Molecule: messenger RNA, 510 nt
Organism: Prunus armeniaca (apricot)
Lineage: Eukaryota; Viridiplantae; Streptophyta; Magnoliopsida; Rosales; Rosaceae
Source: the annotation of a GenBank genome assembly
AUGAUGUAUUAUUCAAAGUGCUCUUGCAUCUGCCUUGUGUACCUUGUUGUGCAGACAUUGAGCUAUGACCAUCAGGUGCUUCUUGAUUACCUUAUUUCAAAAGAUACCGGAAUCAGUUGUGCAGAAUAUCUUUUAAGGUGCUUGCGUAAAGUGUGUGAUUCAUGGAGCUUAUUUGUGGAAUUUCUAGUGGGUGGGCAAGCUACAAAUCAAUCAUUUUGCAAGAAAAGAAAAGUUUCAUUGGGUGUCUCGAGUUCCUGGGGAGAGGAUUCUCUUGCACCAACAAAAAAUCAUCUUACAUUUCUUGAUGAUGAACCUGAUGAAGAAAAUGAAAAUGGCUGCAAGCACACCCAAAAUGGAGGACAGUAUUUCAAAGAAGCCAAAGAGUGCUUACUUUCACUUAAAAUUUCUAUUGAAGUUCUACACCAAAAGAAUCUGUUUCCCUACAAUCCUAAUGUUCUUCUGAACCGCUUAACAAGAUUUCAGGAACUCUGUUUUGAGGAAGAGAAAUAA